Messenger RNA from Canariomyces notabilis, 585 nucleotides. RefSeq lists its product as uncharacterized. The coding region runs from base 98 to 460 and encodes 120 amino acids. The transcript has a single exon. The record is from RefSeq and is a predicted model, not a curated record. Lineage: Eukaryota; Fungi; Ascomycota; Sordariomycetes; Sordariales; Chaetomiaceae.
AAACUGCAUAGUCAACCAACAACAACGUGGAUGAAGCAUUACAGCCCCAUCCAUUGCGGUGCAGUCAUACGUCGAUGAGGCAAAGCGUCAGGCUAGCAUGACCCUGGACGAAGUUUGCCUCGUCGAUGCUGUCUUAUCGCAUUCAAAGAAUGUCUUGUUCGCGACUCCGACAAUCCACGUCCCUUGCCACAACGACUAUCACUCGCAAAAUGUGAUGCUUGACGAAAAGGGGCAGCUUUGGGCAAUUGACUUCGAGAACUGCGACCUCGGCGAUCCCAUGUGGGGACCUUGCGUACUUGACUCUAAACCUAGGGUUAAAGCCGCUGGACCUUGCAGAUCAGUAUGGAUGCACGGUGGAGGAAGAGCCGACUGCCUAUGCAGUAUCUCGUCGCUAUUGCACACUGUGCCACUUGGUCUGCCAUUCAUGGACCGCAAUGGGCAACUCAUUACAGAGACAUGAUGGACCGUCUCCAGACGGCCUGGAUGGAUACCUUGAGCUCGGACAAGGUGUAAGGUUGAAAGGGGAAGUCGAGCUGGAUUAUGUUGCUUUAAUUCAUGCUCCAAUUCUCGCAAUCCUUUGUGGGA